ACGUAAAGACCGAUUUACCGCGUUUGCGAAUAAUUUCAAGGCCAGUGAAAUUAGCAUUAAUAAAUUUAAUAAGAUUAUCAAAAAAAAUAUAUAAUGUCGGAGAACAACAAGGAGUUUCCAAAGCCGAUUAAAUUGAUUCCUAUGUUGAUCCCUAAGCCUCGUUACAGUCAUAAUUCCGCGGAUGCUACAACUACGGCCGCACAAAAGUUAAUCCCAACAUUGAGGCCAAUGUCUAAUCAAAGCGAUGCCCAAGCUUACAUUCCUCUAGAACCUUCAACAAGUUCUACAAACGCCAUUCUAAACGAAUCCCUGGUUCACUUGCCUCAAGAACCUGCCACAAACGUUAACCAAAACGAAAUCCAGGUUCACUUGCCUCAAGAACCUCCCAUAAACGUUAACCAAAACGAAACCCAGAUUCACUUGCCUCCAGAACCUUCGGAAAGUUUCACUGCUUCUUUAUUGACUAAUCCUAAUGAAAAAAGGUUAAAACCUGCUAAUGUGUAUAUAUUAAAUCAUGUAAAAUUUGACGAUCGGGAUGAAGAACGCGAGGGUAGUGACAAGGAUGUGGAAAAAUUAACGAAAACUUUCAAAAAAUUUAAAUGCAACGUGGAGGAAAUACGUAACGCCACUUUAGAAACAGUUCAGAUAACUGCAAGCAGAUUGGAGAGGGAGAACUUUGAGGAGCAUUCUGCCUUGGUUAUUGUUAUCCUAAGCCAUGGUACACAUAACGACAUGAUUUCGGCCAGAGAUAAGACGUAUUCGUUGCAAGAACAUAUUAUCCUUCCAAUUUUAAAAAAUCCAACACUGUCCAAAAAACCAAAGUUGAUCUUUGUGCAGGCUUGUAAGGGCGGCUUCGUAGGAUUUCAACCGGACAGCACUUCUGUACAUCCUAAUGCAAAUGAAGUUUUCGUAUUCUACAGCACUUUUGAAGGAUACCUUUCCUGGCGUCACCAUAAGGAAGGUUCUCCUUUUAUACAUGCUCUAUGUAAGUCUUUGAAAGAAGAUGGAGAUACCAAGGAUAUUAAUGUCAUAUCGAAAAGAGUAAUAGAUAUGGUCAAAAACGAUACAAAGGGAAAACAGGUACCAUAUGUUAGUAAAACAUUAUACAAGGAAUACAUAUUCGGACACUAUAUGGAAAAUUAGACGAUUUAUGACUGCCAAUAGCUAAUUACUUUUCAUAUUUUGAAGCAAUAAUAAUGUAAAGCAAAGUCUUAGUAAAGUUAGAGAUAAUAAAU
Messenger RNA from Drosophila willistoni, 1235 nucleotides. RefSeq names its product caspase-3. Gene Ontology annotation, biological process: proteolysis. The transcript is spliced from 3 exons. Bases 94 to 1143 code for a protein of 349 amino acids. Gene Ontology annotation, molecular function: cysteine-type endopeptidase activity. The record is from RefSeq and is a predicted model, not a curated record. Lineage: Eukaryota; Metazoa; Arthropoda; Insecta; Diptera; Drosophilidae.